AUGUCAAACACACACCUCGCAAACCGACAAGCCUUCUACCGACACCGAAUAAUCCCAAAUCAACUAAUCGACACGAACAACCGCUCGACAAGGACAUCACUCUUCAAUCAUUCCGUAUCCGCCCCAAUCGGCUUCGCGCCAAUCGGAAUCAACAAAAUUUACCACCCAGAUGGCGAAGUCGCAGUCUCGAAAGUUGCCAGCGAGCUCAACUUACCGUACUGCCUCUCAACAGCCGGCAGCACGUCGAUUGAAAAAGUCGCAUCAGCAAACGGGGAUACAGGCAUCCGGUUUUUCCAACUCUACAUGCCGCACGACGAUGAGCUAACUGUAUCACUUCUAACGCGGGCAUGGGACAACGGUUUCGAUACACUGAUUCUCACGACGGAUACGUGGCAGCUUGGAUGGAGACAUGAUGACGUUGCCUUGUCGAACUAUGCAUUUUACCGUGGAUUCGGGGCAGAUAUGGGACUUGAGGAUCCUGUUUUUCGUGAGAGGUGUGCUGCGGAGGGCAUUGAUCCUGAUGUUGAUGUUGUUGCAGCGUCGACUAAGUGGAUUGAUUCUAUUUGGCAUGGGCGGGCUUGGUCGUGGGAGAAGAUUCCUUGGUUGAUGGAGAUUUGGAAGGGUAUUAGUGGAGGACGGCCGUUUGUGAUCAAGGGGAUUCAGUCGGUUGGUGAUGCGAGGAGGUGUGUUGAGCUUGGUGUUGAGGGGAUUAUUGUGAGUAAUCAUGCUGGGAGGCAGGUUGAUGGUGCUAUUGCUAGUCUCGAUGCGCUUGAGAGGAUUUCUGAGGCUGUUGGGGAUAAGAUUCACGUUAUGUUUGAUUCUGGGGUGAGGGGCGCUAGUGAUGUAGUUAAGGCAUUGGCACUGGGGGCACGCUUUGUGUUUAUCGGACGGCUUUGGGUUUGGGGGUUGAGUAUUCAAGGGGAGGACGGGGUGAGGCAUGUGAUGAAGUCGUUACUGGCGGAUUUGGAUAUAUUGAUGGGGAUUGCUGGGUUCAACAGGGUCGAAGAUUUCACUCGGGACAUGCUUGAGUCUGAUCCAAAGAAUUAUAUGCUUAUACCACAGAAGACUUUAUGA
Molecule: messenger RNA, 1074 nt
Organism: Penicillium griseofulvum
Lineage: Eukaryota; Fungi; Ascomycota; Eurotiomycetes; Eurotiales; Aspergillaceae
Exons: 2
Coding region: 1-1074 (357 amino acids)
Molecular function (GO): oxidoreductase activity; FMN binding
Source: RefSeq, a predicted model, not a curated record